Messenger RNA from Punica granatum (pomegranate), 1209 nucleotides. Lineage: Eukaryota; Viridiplantae; Streptophyta; Magnoliopsida; Myrtales; Lythraceae. The record is from RefSeq and is a predicted model, not a curated record.
GAAAGAGUGCCUGUGAAGAAGAAGGGCGAGAGAGAGAGAGAGAAUGGGUUCCCAAACUGCAACGCAAAUUCCAGUGAUAGAUCUCACCGGAGAAAACUCGAAGCCAGGCUCCAGUUAUUGGGUCUCCGCCUACAAAAAGAUCAGGCAGGCACUUGAACAGCACGGCUUCUUCGUGGCCGAGUACGAUAAGUUACCAUUAGAGCUUCAUGAUAACAUCUUGUCAGAUGUAGCUGAGUUGUUUGAGCUCCCAUACGAGACCAAAAUCCAGAACACGAGUGAUAAACCUGCCCAUGGCUAUAUCGGAAAGAUCGCUGCCAUCCCCCUUCACGAAGGCAUGGGAAUCGAUCGUGCUACGCACUUGGAGGAGUGUGAAAAGUUCACCAAGCUCAUGUGGCCUUCCGGAAAUGACCGUUUCUGCGGAAACGCCCACAAUUACUCCAAGCUGAUGGCGGAAUUGGAGCAGAUGGUGGUGAGGAUGGUGUUUGAGAGCUACGGUGUAAGUAGCUACUACAAUGCUCAUGUAGAAACUGCCACCUACCUUUUGCGGUUCCUAAGCUAUCAGAAACCGGAAAUUGAUGAGGCCAACUUGGCCUUCGUGACCCAUACUGACAAGAGCUUCAUCUCCAUCCUCCACCAGAACCACGUCCUUGGCCUCGAGCUCCGAACUGCUGAUGGCAACUGGGUUGGCUUUCGCCCAUCCCCCACAUCUUUUGUCAUUUUGGCUGGUGAUGCUUGCAUGGCAUGGAGCAAUGACCGGGUAAAGCCCUGUUACCAUCGGGUGAUAAUGAAAGGGAAGGAAGCAAGGUAUGCACUUGGAUUCUUCUCGUUCCAGCGCAAUAAACUCAUAGAACCACCGAAGGAGCUAGUCAAUGAAGAUCACCCUCUUCAAUAUAAGCCGUUCGAUCACAUGGGACUUCUCCAGUUCUACGAUUCCGUUGAUGUUCGUAAAAGGGCAGAACACACCAUGACGAAAGCAUAUUGUGGUGUUUCAACCUAAUUUCUCAGGGCAACAUUUUUGUUGCAUUAAGCGGAUAAGAGCUGUAAUAAUGCAUUCUACUGUGGUGGGUGGGUUGGGGAAAGCUGUAAUAACGCAGGGUGAUGUUACUCUAUGGACAUGCUAUGGUGUGGUAAUGUGAUAUUUCUAGACAUAACACAGUGUUGUUUUGGAGAGUACAAGUCAUUAUGAUAUAUAAUCUUUUUCUGUCACAA